Molecule: messenger RNA, 2761 nt
Organism: Apus apus (common swift)
Lineage: Eukaryota; Metazoa; Chordata; Aves; Apodiformes; Apodidae
Gene: TSPEAR
Product: thrombospondin type laminin G domain and EAR repeats
Exons: 12
Coding region: 1-2028 (675 amino acids)
Biological process (GO): signal transduction
Source: RefSeq, a predicted model, not a curated record
AUGUCGGCUCUGCUGCUGCUCUGGGUCGUCCUGCUCCGCUGGGUCACCGGCAGGGGCUUCGUCCACGGGGGCAGGAGCUGGCAGCACUGUACAGACCUGCGCCCGCUGGACAUCCUGGCAGAGCUGGUCCCCUCGGGCGGGCCGGCCCGUGGCAUCAGGGUGCUGCAAGCGCAGGGGCUGCGCGGUUUCCAGCUGGCAGCCUCCCAGCCCCGCUCCCUGGCCUUCCCCGCCUCCCGCCUCUUCCUCCACUGCCACCUCUUCCCCGAGGAAUUCUCCAUCAUCGUCACCCUCAGGCUCCUCGGUGUCCCCGCCCAGAGAAACGAGUACAUCUUCACGCUGCUGGCAGAGGAGACCCCCCGCCUGCUGCUGGGGCUGCGCUACGGCCCCGGCAAGCUCCACUUCCUCUUCUGGAGCCAGGAGCGGCUCGGGGGGUGGCAGAGCCGGGUCACCUUCCCCAACGUCACCCUGGCUGACAACCGCUGGCACACGCUCGUCCUGGCCGUCUCCGGCCAGUCCUUCUCCCUGACGGUGGAUUGCAGCGUCCCCAAGGACCUGGUGGUGGAGACACCGUUUCCAGCUUCUCUGUCGGUGAAGAGAGCCAGCUUCUACCUGGGCAACAGGAGGAGGAGGAAAGGGGUGUUCACGGGUUUGCUGAGACAGCUUGUCCUGCUGCCAGGAGCUGAUGCCACCCCUCAGGUAUGCAGCACCAUCAACUUGAAAGCAGCCACGCUCUCCGUCCCCGCUGUCCUCCAGGAUCAACCUACCAGGCCAGGGAGCAACGAGGUGCUGAAAUACCCCUACGAGACUGGCACGAAGGUGACCCUGGGGACCCGUCCACCCUGCACCAAGCAGGAGAAGGCACAGUUCUGGUUCAAUGCCUCCUGGAGAGGGUUGUACCUCUGCAAUGGCAGUGCCUGGAUCUCCAUGCUGGAAGUCAAACAGAGGCUGGACUACGUGGAGGAGUACCAGAACCUGGUGACCAACUCUGAAACCAUGGGUGUUGAGGUCUUCACCAUCCCAAAAGUGGGGCUGUUUGCAGCCACUGCCAACCGGUACAGCCCUCCAGGAUCAGCCAUCUAUAAGUGGACUGAUGGGAAGUUUGUGCCCUACCAGAACAUCCCCACCUACCAAGCUCAGUCCUGGAAGUAUUUCACCAUAGGCAAGAAGAUCUUCCUAGCAGUGGCUAAUUUUGAGCAGAAUGACAGGGGUCAGGAGUUCUCUGUAAUAUACAAGUGGAGCCACAGGAAAGAGAAAUUCAUCCCCUACCAGAGGAUCACCACGCACAGCGCUAGGGACUGGGAGGCCUUUGUCAUUGAGGGAGAGGCUUUCCUCGCCGUGGUCAACCACAGAGAAGGGAACAACCACAACAUAGACAGUGUGAUAUACAAGUGGAAUCCCAGGACAGGCUUGUUUGAAACCAACCAGACCAUCCCUACCUCUGGAGCCUAUGACUGGGAAUUUUUCACCAUCGGGCCAUAUUCCUUCCUGGCUGUGGCUAACACCUUCAAUGGCACGUCCACCAAGAUCUACUCACACAUCUACAUCUGGCUCAGUGGCUCCUUCCAGCUCUUCCAGUCGAUCCUGACUUUUGGUGCUGCUGACUGGGAGGUCUUUCAUAUCGGGGACAGAGUCUUCCUGGCUGUUGCCAACAGCCACAGCUAUGACAGUGGGAUGCCAGCACCCUCCAACUUCUACGCCAUCAACUCCUCCAUCUACGAGCUCAACAUCACUGCCCAGAUGUUUGUCAAAUUCCAGGACCUCCUCACCUACAGUGCCCUGGACUGGGAGUUCUUCUCAGUGGGAGAUGAUUCUUUCCUGGUGGUAGCAAACUCCUUUGAUGGCUUCACCUUCUCCAUUAACAGUAUUAUCUACAGGUGGCAAGGCUAUGAAGGCUUCGUGGCAGCUCAUCACCUCCCCACCCUGGGCUGCAGAGACUGGGAGGCGUUUCACACGGCCGAGGGCUCCUACCUCCUCUACUCCAGUGCCAAGGAGCCUCUUUCCAAGGUGCUCAAGCUGAAAACUACCUGAGGUGGCUGAGACAUGUUCUGCUCCCUGCCAAGCUGGGGGUGAGCUGGGCAUGGAGGUGGAGAUGGACCAUGGAGCCCAGGGACAGCUGCAGCACCAGCCCUGGGGCUGGCUGGUUGUGUUCUCCAGGGGAUGGGGAGGAGGAGAGGAGCUUCAUGGCUCCCUGCAGCCUUGUCCAGGGGGUUGGCAAAGGGGAUGGGACCCUACUUCUGUGCUGUUUCUCCUGGGCAAGCUCUCCUGCCAGGCUCCAGAGCCCUGUCCUACCCUGGGUGCCUGGAGCCCAGGCACUUCCCUGGGACCCUGGCUCUUGGCAGUCUGCAGCCAGGAGGGACCCAGAGGUACUGUUGGAUGCAUCCAGAGCUCCUGCCAAGCCAGGGAAGAAAGAGACUGAGCAGCACGUGUGCUGCCAGGGUGGGUGUGUGGCAGUGGGGACAAAAUGGCAUGUGAGAAAGAGGGGGGGAAAAUGUGGGUUCAGCCUUGGCUCUGGCUGCCCAGGACCCCUCUGGUUUGACAUUCCACACCAUGCUUCAGGUCCACCUUGGGUGGCCUCACCACCCCCUCCUGCUGCCACCUGCUCUCCCACUCCUCUGUGGCCAGUUUUGGUUCCCCCUUGCUGAGUAACAUGUAUCUUGUGCAAAUGAGGCUGGUGACUCCCCAGCAGACCUGCUGGGCACUGGGACCAGUCCAGCUCCUGUGGGCCUGGGACAGACCCCAAACUGCUCCAGGUGUGACACUG